This is a messenger RNA of Thamnophis elegans (Western terrestrial garter snake), 3348 nucleotides long. It is a transcript of the gene ITGB5, whose product is annotated as integrin subunit beta 5. Gene Ontology annotation, molecular function: integrin binding. Lineage: Eukaryota; Metazoa; Chordata; Lepidosauria; Squamata; Natricidae. The transcript is spliced from 15 exons. Gene Ontology annotation, biological process: cell adhesion mediated by integrin; integrin-mediated signaling pathway; cell migration. The record is from RefSeq and is a predicted model, not a curated record. The coding region runs from base 405 to 2816 and encodes 803 amino acids. Gene Ontology annotation, cellular component: cell surface; integrin complex; focal adhesion.
AAGGAGGGGAAGGGGGAGGGGGGCAGGUUGAGGAGAAACAAACACAGCCAAAAAAAAAAAAACCAACAACCAAACCCCCAAACCGGUCCAGGCGGCAGAGAAGGAGACAGUGGCUGCUUCCAGGGCCUGGGAGAUCUGCCCGCAACUUUGGAUUCCCUGGAGAGCGACCGGCCAGAUUCGCCCGGGACAGAAACAGCCAGACGAUGUGAAGAAACAGCCAGCCGCCGAUCCUUUCUUGCCUUACUUUCCUCCGGGUGGCUGACUGGCUGGCUUGGACUCGGUGGCCGUAGACAGUAAUACUUAGGAUCGCGCCCGUGCCAGCGGUGGCCUUUGUUAAGGACUCCCGCCGGGCUUCCCCCCCACAAAGCUUUUUAGUCCUCUCGUCUGCGGCGGCGAUCGUCGUCAUGGCCCUGGGGAGAGGGUUCCCGCGGUACGCCGCCGCCGCCGCCUGCCUUUGGAUCCUCUCCUUUUGCCCCGGCGUUACAGGUCUCAGUGUUUGUUCAAGCGGCAAUGCUACCUCCUGUGAAGAAUGCUUGCUCAUUCAUCCCAAGUGUGCUUGGUGCUUUAAAGAGGAAUUUGACAACAAAAAAAUCAUCACUUCGAGGUGUGACUUUAUUGAGAAUCUCAUUGCCAAUGGUUGUGCAGGGCAUUUUGAGAGUACAAAAAGCAGUGUUAAUAUAGUUAAAAACCUUCCACUGAGCAGUAAGAGCUCUAGUGGGACUAAUCCAGAUGUGAUCCAAAUAAUGCCUCAAAAGAUCUCUCUGAAUCUGCGGCCUGGUGACCCCGCUUCUUUCCACGUGCAGGUGCGACAGGUAGAGGAUUAUCCCGUAGAUCUGUACUAUCUGAUGGAUCUCUCCCUCUCCAUGAAGGAUGAUCUGGACACCAUUCGGAACUUGGGAACUAAGCUGGCUGAAGAAAUGGGAAAGCUCACCAGCAAUUUCCGGCUUGGUUUUGGGUCUUUUGUAGACAAGAACAUUUCUCCCUUCUCCUAUACGGCCCCAAGAUACCAGAAUAACCCCUGCACUGGAUAUAAGUUGUUCCCAAAUUGUGUCCCAUCCUUUGGGUUCCGCCAUCUUUUAUCCCUCACAGAUGAAAUAGAUAGAUUCAAUGAAGAAGUUCAGAAACAGAAAGUUUCCCGCAACAGAGAUGCUCCAGAGGGUGGCUUAGAUGCAAUCUUGCAAGCUGCUGUGUGCGAAAAAGAGAUUGGGUGGCGGAAGGAGGCUUCGCACUUGCUGGUCUUCACUACUGAUGAUGUCCCACACAUUGCGCUGGAUGGAAAGCUGGGUGGUUUGGUGCAACCACAUGAUGGGCUGUGUCAUUUGAAUGAAGCCAACGAAUACACAGCUUCCAAUCAGCUGGAUUAUCCUUCACUUGCACUUCUUGGAGAAAAAUUAGCUGAGAACAACAUUCAUGUAAUUUUUGCAGUGACCAAAAAUCAUUAUAUGCUUUAUAAGAAUCUCACGGCCCUAAUUCCUGGAACAACGGUAGAGAUUUUGUAUCAAGACUCCCGAAAUAUCAUCCAGCUUAUAGUCAAAGCCUACAAUAGUAUUAGAUCAAAAGUAGAGUUAACUGUCUGGGAUAGUCCUGAUGACAUUAACCUGGCUUUCACAGCCACAUGUCAAGAUGGUUUACCACAUCCUAGAGUUAGGAAGUGUGGAGACCUACAGAUGGGAGACACGGUUUCCUUUGAGAUAUCAGUAGAGGCUCGGACAUGCCCAGCUGAGAGCAUCUCACACACCUUCACUAUCAAACCAGAUUGGUUUCGGGACACUGUAGAGGUGACUGUUUCUUACAACUGCACAUGUGGAUGUACCAAACAGAUAGAGCACAACAGCAGUAAAUGUAGUGGAAAUGGCACACACGUGUGUGGAUUAUGUGACUGUAACCCAGGCCAUGUAGGAGCCAAGUGUGAAUGCGAGGAAGGAGAGAGUGGGGCCAUGUACCACAACAUGUGCCGAGAAGCUGAAGGGAAACGUAUCUGCAGUGGCCGUGGGGAGUGCUCCUGCCACCGCUGCGUGUGCUACAAAAGUGAAUUUGGCAGGAUCUACGGGCUCUUUUGUGAGUGUGACGACUUCUCCUGUCCAAGAUAUAAAGGCAUUCUCUGCUCAGGUCACGGAGAAUGCCACUGUGGGGAAUGUAAGUGCCACAACGGCUAUAUUGGGGAUAACUGCAACUGCUCAACGGACACAGGCCGGUGUCUUUCUAAAGAUGGCCAAAUGUGCAGUGGCCGAGGCAACUGCAUCUGUGGAAAAUGCCAAUGCACUGAACCUGGAGCUUUUGGGGAGACUUGUGAGAAAUGUCCCACCUGCCCAGGUGUCUGCAGUACUAAAAGAGACUGCAUUGAGUGUAUCCUGUUCAACUCAGGAAGGUUGGCUGAUAACCAAACCUGCCAAAAAAACUGCCGGGAUGAAAUAAUAACGCGAGUAGAUUUUCUCAAAACCGAUGACACUAAUUCAAUCUUAUGUGCUUAUCCCGUGAAGGAUUGUGUGAUGAAAUUCACGUACUCAGAACUCACCAAUGGAAAGACAAAUAUCAGCGUUCUGAAGGAAGCAGAGUGUACUACCACUCCUGAUGUCAUGACGAUAUUACUCGCUGUAGUAGGCAGCAUUGUGCUUCUGGGCAUUGUCCUUUUGGCAAUCUGGAAGCUGUUGGUUACUAUUCACGACAGACGGGAAUUUGCCAAAUUCCAGAGUGAGCGUUCCCGGGCAAGAUACGAAAUGGCUACAAAUCCUCUUUACCGCAAGCCCAUAUCCUCACAUAGUUUAGACUUCACAUUCAACAAGCUCAACAGGUCCUAUAAUGGUACCAUUGACUGAUGGGAUUACUCAGGUCUGGAUGGGAAAAAAAUGGAAAGCUUGAGAACUGCUUGGCUUCCUUCUUCCGUACUUGCCAAAGGGAAGAGGGAGCCCUUGGCAGCUGCACAAACCCUGAAAAUGCCACAAAUAGCAGGAGACAGCUUCUAGUUGCAUGCUAAGGACAAAUGGCCAGCAGCCAACUUGCUCUUCAGAUUCCUAACUCAAAGCCAUUCUGAUGUACUCAGAACCAGGCGUUGCUGAUUUGAGACUCUUCUGAUGUGGACUCUUGGGAAGCGCCUUCAGACUGAAUAUACCGCUGAACAGUUUCAUCCAUAUUCUGUGGUCGACGAUGUGCAGCCCCCAAUUCACUGGGAUGCUGUGUUACUGACAAUUUCUCUGGGUUGGGGGAGGGAAUCGAGCAAUGGAGAUCUUGGUGGUAAAAACUUUUUUAAAAGAUCCCUGUGUUAUGCAGUCUUUAGAGUAAUUUUUAUAAAAAAAAUAAAACAAUUGCAUAUACAAAUAUGCAGUGUCAUUUAGACAUUUAUUUCCCCCU